Aspergillus lentulus is the source of this 309-nucleotide messenger RNA. RefSeq lists its product as uncharacterized. Lineage: Eukaryota; Fungi; Ascomycota; Eurotiomycetes; Eurotiales; Aspergillaceae. The record is from RefSeq and is a predicted model, not a curated record.
AUGCAGUUCUCCUCCAUUGUCACUGUGGCCAUUGCUGCCCUCCUGACCGCUCCCUCUCUGGCCUGCAAAUGCUACGUGAACGGCAACCGUGACGACGGCCGUACCCAUUCCUGCUGUGACCAGCUCCGCGGCAUUUUCCGUUUUGGCAACGAUUGCCAGGCGGGAUCCAUCUCUGAGCACCUCUCCAACUUUCGCAGAUGCUGCGGCGGGUCAUCCGACUGCGACUAUCCCGGUCUUGCUCUGGAGGAGACCGAGGUGGACUAUAUCAAGACCAUUGUUGCUCUUCCUACCGCCGUGGCGUCUAACUAG